CAACUCACCAAUCCACCUGCAAGAAUGACCGACACUGCGCAUAUCAACGACGUUCCCAUGCAGGGUAAGGGCCUGUACAGCUCUCAUGCUGCUUUGCAGCACGAGGCUAUGCUGAAAGCUCUGCCACUCUUGACGCAGGCGACCAACACGGUGGUGACCAACGUCAACCGUAAUAGUCGGCCUAUAACGGUUGUCGAAUAUGGCUCUGCACACGGAAAUAACUCUAUCCAACCUAUGGUCACCAUUUUGGGGUCCACUCCGCCUGGAGACAUCCAGCUGAUCUUCAGUGAUCGCCCAGAGAACGACUUCAACACGCUCUCAACAACUGUCACGACGUGGGCUGAAGGCUUAGACAAGGCCAAGUUCUCGCACUCCAUCUUCCCUGCCAUGAUCCCCCGCAGCUUCUACCACCAAGUCGUCCCCUCUCGGUCCGCCAAUCUAGGCUUCUCUCUAGCGGCCCUACACCAUCUCGACCACGUGCCCAAGGGUGAAGACGGGGUGGAUCAUCAAGCCCUGCUGAAGAGACAAGCUCAUUUGGAUCUCCUGCGGUUUCUUAAGUUGCGCGCCGAUGAGAUCGUACCUGGCGGCUCUCUUGUCCUUUCCUUCGUAUCUCAGUCGUCUUCUGGCAGGGAGAACUACGCCGGACUCGUUGAUGCUUGCCGCAGUGCUAUGAUCGACAUGGUCAAAGAUGGGACUCUACUUGGUGCAGUAGCCGGAUCCUUCUACGUCCCUACAUACAACAGGACGUUGCAAGAUGUCCAAAAGGUUAUUGAAGAGAUGAUCCCAACAUGGAUCGCUCACGAGGUCUUUGAGCAGGAAUGUCUCCAUCCUGCAAAGAAGGACCUGGAACUACAGAAGAGCUCUGAUGGCCAAAACAGUAACGACGCUAGUCAUCGUUACGCUGAUAUUGUUGUUGAUUGGCUCAUGGCUGUGUGUGCCGGAUACUUCCUCAAGGCUGUCAAGGUGGGAUCCGACAACACGUUUACCCACGAGGACGCCGAGAAAUUCUUAGUGGAUUGGGUCAAGAGAACUAAGGAGUUCUUUUUUAAGGAUCAUCGAGAUGAGGAUGUUGUUUGUUCGUUCAUCUUUGUGAGAUUAGAGCGUGUGUAGGGUGGGCAGCCACCAUAUAUGUAUCGUCCUUAACCUUAUAAAUACGAUUCGCCACAGACCUAAAAAGUU
This is a messenger RNA of Fusarium vanettenii 77-13-4, 1179 nucleotides long. RefSeq lists its product as uncharacterized. Gene Ontology annotation, biological process: methylation. NCBI's taxonomy places the organism in Eukaryota, Fungi, Ascomycota, Sordariomycetes, Hypocreales, Nectriaceae. The coding region runs from base 25 to 1110 and encodes 361 amino acids. The transcript is spliced from 2 exons. Gene Ontology annotation, molecular function: S-adenosylmethionine-dependent methyltransferase activity. The record is from RefSeq and is a predicted model, not a curated record.